Apaloderma vittatum (bar-tailed trogon) is the source of this 729-nucleotide messenger RNA. It is a transcript of the gene VNN2, whose product is annotated as vanin 2. The record is from RefSeq and is a predicted model, not a curated record. The coding region runs from base 4 to 729 and encodes 241 amino acids. The transcript has 4 exons. Lineage: Eukaryota; Metazoa; Chordata; Aves; Trogoniformes; Trogonidae.
GCUAUGGGCAUGGGUGUCAACUUACUCUCAGCAAAUACUCACAAUGUCAGCCAGGCAAUGACAGGCAGCGGGCUCUUCACGCCGCAGGGACCCACCACCUACCAUUACGACAGUGAGACUGAGGAGGGACGUCUCCUGCUGGCAGAGCUGAGCGCACAUCCCCGGCUUUCCCCCACCUUCCCCCCUGCUAUCAAUUGGAGCUCAUAUGCUACAAGCAUCAAGAAAUUUCCAGGAGAGAAAGAUGCCUUUUUGGGAGCUGUCCGGCGGGAUAUAUUCACUUUCAGUGAACUCAGGCAGAAAUCUGGGAAUUACACGGUUUGCCAAGGAGACCUCUGCUGUCAUUUGAUGUAUCAGAUGUCAAACAAGAGCAAAGAAGAAGUUUAUGUCCUGGGUGCAUUUGAUGGGCUUCAUGGUUCUGUCAUAAAAUACUAUUGGCAGAUAUGCACGCUACUCAAGUGCAAGAGCACAGACCCAAACACGUGCGGGCAGCCCGUGGAGAUGGCUCAGACCAGGUUUGAGAUGUUCUCCCUCAGUGGCACGUUUGGCACUAACUACGUCUUUCCAGAAGUCUUGUACAGCGGGGUGCAGCUGGCCCCCGGGGAGUUUGAGGUAGUACAUGACGGUCGUUUGAGAAGUAAGCAUGGCACAUCGAAACCACUCAUUACAGCAACACUUUUUGGAAGGCUUUAUGAAAAGGACCUGCCACAUCCUCUGCGAACCUCCCCCUGA